Messenger RNA from Knipowitschia caucasica, 1566 nucleotides. The record is from the annotation of a GenBank genome assembly. NCBI's taxonomy places the organism in Eukaryota, Metazoa, Chordata, Actinopteri, Gobiiformes, Gobiidae.
AUGAUUUUGUGUGGGGGGUUGGUGGGGGGUUUGGGGGGGGGGGGGGGGGUGGUGAAGAGGUGGUUUGAGGAUAUUUUUUUAGGUUUGGUGAUAUUUGGGAAGGGUGGGUGGGGUGUAAUAUUUUUGUUUAUUUGGGGGGGGGGUUUGGGGGUUAGUGGGAGGGGGGGUUGGGAGGGUGUGUGGGGUUUUGUUUGGGUUUUGGUAUGUGGGGGGGGUUUAGGGGGGGGUUUUGAGAGGGGGGGGUUGGGGGGGGUUUUGGGGGGUUUUAGUAGUUUUGGGGGGGGGGGGUAUUAUAGUUUGUUUUUGGGGAUUGGUGGUUUUGGUUGUUGGAUUGUGGGGGGGUUUGGUUUUGGGGUGGUUUUUUUGGGGGUGAGGUGGUGGGUUUGGGGGUGGUUUUUUUUUUUGAUUGGGGGGGGGGUUUUUUUUUUUUUUUUGGUGGGUGUGUGGGGGUUGGGGGGUUUUGGGGGUAUGAUUGUUGAAUGUUUUAGUUUGGUUGUUUUUGGGUGUGGGGGGGGUGGUUGGGUUUUGGGUUGUUUGGGGGGGGGGGGUGGGGGUUGUUUUUUGUUUUGUUUGUUUUUUUUUGGGGUUGGUGUUGUUUGGGUUUGUGGGUUUUGUUUUGUUUUUGGUAUUUGGUUUGGGGUUGGGGGGGGUUGGUUGGGUGUGUGUUUGGUGGUGGGUUGGGGGGUGUGUUUUGGGUUUGGGUUUUGUUGUGGUUUUGGGGGGGUGUUGGAGUUUAGUGGGUUUGUUGGGUUGUUUGUGGGGUUGGUGUUUGGUUGGUUGGUUGAUUUGGUGGGGUGGUGUGGGUUGUUUUGGGGGGGGGGGGGGGGGGGGGUUGGUUGGGGUUUUUUGGGGGUUUGUUGGGGGGUGGGGGGGGGGGGGGGGGGGUUUUGUUUGGGUUGGUGGGGGUGUUGUUGUGGGGGUGGGGUUGGGGGUUGGGGUUGGGGUGUUUGGGGGGGGGGGGUUUUUUUUGGUUGUUGGUUUUGUUUGGGGGGUGUUGUGUGGGGGGGGGUGUGUGGUGGGGUUGGGGGUGGUUGUUUGGGGGUGUGGGUUUGGGUUUGUGUAUUGUGUAGGGGUUGUUUUUUGUGUUGGGGUUUGAUUUGGGGGUUUUUUUUUGGGUGUGUUGGUGGGUUGGGGGGGGGUUGUGGGGGGGUGGUUUUGGGGGUUUGUUUUUGGUGGGGUGGGUUUUUUGGUGUUUUUGGGGGUUGUUUUGGGGGGGUUUGGGGGGUGGUUUGGUUUUGGGGGGGGUUGGUUUGGUUGGGGGUUUGUUUUUGUGUUUGGUUGUUUUUGUGUUGUUUGGGUGUGGGUGUGGUGUUUGGGUGGUUUUGUGGUUUGUUUGGGGGGGGUUUUGUUGGGGUUGAGUGUGUUGUGGGUGGGGGGGGUGUUGGUUGGGGUGGUUUGUGGUUGGGGGUGGUGGUGGGUGGGGGUUUUUGGGGGGGGUGGGGUGUGUGGGGGGGGGGGGAAGAGAUGAGGGUAGAUGGAGGAAAUUUUUUGGGGGGGGGGGGGGGUUUUUGGGUGGUGGAAGUUGAUUGUGUGGGGGGAGGGUGUUGGUGGUUUGGGAUUGGGUAA